Molecule: messenger RNA, 758 nt
Organism: Umbelopsis ramanniana AG
Lineage: Eukaryota; Fungi; Mucoromycota; Umbelopsidomycetes; Umbelopsidales; Umbelopsidaceae
Exons: 1
Coding region: 274-531 (85 amino acids)
Source: RefSeq, a predicted model, not a curated record
UGGGCGGCGGCAACAUGAGGGUCGAACAUGAUUUCAAUGACGUUCCCUUUGGGACCUACUUGUCUAUGACCACGGAUGGCUGCUGGCUUGGAUUUGUCAAAGAUGGCCAGUAGGGCAUCUUCCAUGGUUUCUUGAGUGGCAGGGAUGUGGGAGAGGUCAAAGACCACUGCUCCGGGAUUGAUGCUUCAACACAAAUUUUCCUGUGCUGUCGUUGUUAGCGGGCUGUGAGGCGAUUUGAACAGAUUCUUAGUAACGGAUAAGGCAUAUGUGCCGAUGGUUGGGUUUCUAACGGGAGAGGUGUUUGCUGUCGGUAGCUGGGGUUGUCAGGCCCUCCAAGAUGGGUCUGACUUAUCGCAUGUAUACUUUUGGAAGUGCUCAUGGAAGAAAGCUAACAUGAUUUCAGUAGCAUUCCCUUGUGGGCCAAUUGUCUGUGUCCACGGAUGGCUGCUGGGGAGAUUUUAUCGAAGAUUGCCAGUAAGGCAUCUUCCAUGGUUUCUUGAGUGGCAGGGAUGUGGGAGAGGUCAAAGAUAACUGCUCCGGGGUUGAUGCUUCGAAACAAUUUUCCUGUGUUGGUGAGGUGUUUGUUAGCGGGUUGUGGGGCGAUUUAACAACAUUUUUGGUAACAGAUGAGGCAUGUAUGCCGAUGGAUUCCUAACGAGAGGGUGUUUGGUGUCGGUAACUGGCGUUGUCUGGUUUUCCAAGUAACUUUUUUGUUUGGGCCUGCGUCAUGUAUUAUUUACUUUUUAUUUAAUGUGAAG